ACACACUUGCUGUUCAGGUAGACACACAUUGUAUAUAACUAUUUGUAACCAAUGGAUAGAGUAAUAACGUGUACUGUACAGUAAAUAUAGCAGGCAUUCAAGGUCUUCCUGGAUCUGCUGGUCCUCCUGGCGCUCCUGGCUCUCCUGGAGCUCUUGGCGCUCCUGGUGAUCGUGGCGAUCUUGGAGGUCGUGGCCCAGAAGGACAAAGAGGAGAAAAAGGUGAUAAAGGGGCAACCGGAAAAGUUGGUCCAAAAGGUGUCGCAGGCGAGAUCGGAGUUAUGGGCCCAACCGGACCGAGGGGGGCACCAGGUAUUUUCCGUUCAAACGUGUGCUCUAAUGAGAGAAAAGGUAUGAUAAAGUACAAUCAUCAAGUAAAGGAGGUAGAGUAUUGUGACGGUAACAGCUGGCUGACACUGUCGCUACUAACACCCGGCAAAUCGCCUCUUUUGCCUGUACCAUCGUGUAAGGAAAUAGCACUCUAUUACAAGUCUUCUGACAAAAAUGGAAAGUAUUGGAUUAAACCAUCCAACAAUGAUAUACCUUAUCAGGUUUUCUGUGAUGCUAAUGAAGGUUGGACUCUGAUCAUGAAAAUAGAUGGAAAUCAACAAAACUUUGUCUAUGGAAGCGAUCUGUGGUCAAACAAGGAAACAUUCCAACCAACUAAUUUGGACUUGGAUGACAAAGAAGCAAAACUGGCUUCGUAUUGGACACUACCAUUUACUGAACUUCGUUUGGGAAUGAAAGUAGAUGGAACGAUGAGGUGGAUCACUUUCAGCUACAGCGCAUCAUCUCUCUACAGUCUUAUUGCUGAUGGAAACUACAGAGGCACAAGUAUUGGUGAAAAUAAGUGGAGAAGUUUACUGCCAACGUCAUCUCUGCAGCAACACUGCAAUAGGGAAGGAUUUAACACAAGACCCACUCACUCACGCUACAUCUCAAAUCAUGCUGGAGCUCGUUUGGGAUUUCUUGCUAACAAUGAGAACGAUUGUUAUACACCAGAUUCUUUUCUUGGUUUUGGAACACAGUACCAGCACAUCAGAAACAGUGCUGGAAACUACAAUGGACACGUAAAUACUAAAGCAAUUGCUUAUAUCAUGGCACGAUGAAAAGCUGCACUACGUAAAUGCAUGAUAGCAUUAAGCACACAAUUGGUUUAGUUGUUUAGUAUAUAUAGGUCAACUAGUCUACAUUAUGUGCUUGAUUACA
Corticium candelabrum is the source of this 1206-nucleotide messenger RNA. RefSeq lists its product as uncharacterized. The transcript has 5 exons. Gene Ontology annotation, molecular function: oligosaccharide binding. The coding region runs from base 279 to 1106 and encodes 275 amino acids. NCBI's taxonomy places the organism in Eukaryota, Metazoa, Porifera, Homoscleromorpha, Homosclerophorida, Plakinidae. The record is from RefSeq and is a predicted model, not a curated record.